This is a messenger RNA of Peromyscus eremicus (cactus mouse), 840 nucleotides long. Its product is annotated as H-2 class II histocompatibility antigen, A beta chain-like. Gene Ontology annotation, molecular function: MHC class II protein complex binding. Gene Ontology annotation, cellular component: membrane; MHC class II protein complex. The transcript is spliced from 6 exons. Lineage: Eukaryota; Metazoa; Chordata; Mammalia; Rodentia; Cricetidae. The coding region runs from base 46 to 840 and encodes 264 amino acids. The record is from RefSeq and is a predicted model, not a curated record. Gene Ontology annotation, biological process: antigen processing and presentation of exogenous peptide antigen via MHC class II; peptide antigen assembly with MHC class II protein complex; immune response.
CAGCAGGUGUGAGUCCUGGUGACUGCCAUCACCUUUUCCUUCGAGAUGGCUCUACAGGUCCCCAGCCUCCUCCUUGCAGUAACUGUGGUGCUGAUGGUGCUGAGCAGCCCUGGGGCCGAAGGCAGAGACUCUCCAAGGGAUUUCGUGUUCCAGCUCGUGGGCCACUGCUACUUCACCAACGGGACGCAGCGCAUACGGCUUGUGUUGAGCUACGUCUACAACCAGGAGGAGUUGGUGCGCUUCGACAGCGACGUGGGCGAGUACCGCGCUGUGACCGAGCUGGGGCGGCCGGACGAGAAAUACUUAAACAGCCAGAAGGAGAUCCUGGAGCAGACGCGGGCCACAGUGGACACGGUGUGCAGACACAACUACGAGCAGCCGGAUGCCCACACCUCCCUGCGGCGGCUCGAACAGCCCAAGGUGGCCGUCUCCCUGUCCAGGACGGAGUCCCUCAACCACCACAACCUGCUGGUCUGCUCGGUGACAGAUUUCUACCCAGCCCAGAUCAAAGUGCGCUGGUUCCGGAACAGCCAGGAGGAGACGGUGGGGGUCGUGUCCACACAGCUUAUUAAGAACGGGGACUGGACCUUCCAGAUCCUGGUCAUGCUGGAGAUGACCCCUCAGCGAGGAGAUGUCUACACCUGCCAUGUGGAACAUCCCAGCCUGCAGAGCCCUGUCAUGGUGGAGUGGCGGGCGCAGUCCGAGUCUGCCCAGAGCAAGAUGCUGAGCGGCAUCGGGGGCCUCGUGCUGGGGCUGAUCUUCCUGGGGCUGGGCCUUUUCGUCCGCCACAGGAGUCAGAAAGGAACUCAAGGGCCUCCUCCAGCAGGGCUCCUCCAGUGA